AGUAGGUACCAACUUUCUUAUAUAUCGUUACUUUAUUAAAUCUAUUUUCUAUUCCAACCCUGGCAACUACUUAGGAUAUCAACGUAGACAGACUCGAUGUUGACAUGACACCCUUGAAAAAUAAAAAUUUGCCAAUAGUCUGGAUAUCUGGACAGCAAAAUACCGGAAAGAGAACACAUGGAAAUCUUAUAAAGGAGAGGUUCGAUUAUGAGCAUAUCAAUACAACCGAACUGUUGCGACAGGAGGCAGCUAAAGAGACCGAGCGGGGAGUAAUGAUCAAAGAUGCAAUGAAUUUCAAAAAGAAAAUACCAGACGAUAUCAUCAUUGACUUAUUGAAAGAAUCUCUCCUAACUGCCACAACAGACAAAGGAUUCGUAAUCAGCAAUUUUCCCAAGAAUGCGAAACAAGCUGUAAUGUUCGUAAAAGAAAUCGGCAACGUCUCUUUUAUCCUCCACCUCUAUUCUGAUACUGGAUGUCUGAUAAACAGGGCCAAAGAGAGAUCUGAAGACAAUUUGAAUGAAGACAUUCUUAAAAGGGAUAUCAUAUUUGCCAGCAGAGAUAUCAGAUUGUCUCUAAUGAAAUUUACAGACAAAGUGGAAAAUAUCAACACCCAUGAUCCACCAGAUUCCGUAUUUGGUACUAUCGAAAGAGCUUUUACAGAAAGACUGCAGCUCGCCCCACCCAUUGCUGCAGAAACUGAUUACGUCCAACAGCAAAACAAUAUACAAGAGGAAAUUUAG
Molecule: messenger RNA, 740 nt
Organism: Anoplophora glabripennis (Asian longhorned beetle)
Lineage: Eukaryota; Metazoa; Arthropoda; Insecta; Coleoptera; Cerambycidae
Product: adenylate kinase isoenzyme 5-like
Exons: 3
Coding region: 105-740 (211 amino acids)
Biological process (GO): nucleobase-containing compound metabolic process
Cellular component (GO): mitochondrion; cytoplasm
Molecular function (GO): AMP kinase activity; ATP binding
Source: RefSeq, a predicted model, not a curated record